Messenger RNA from Fibroporia radiculosa, 1857 nucleotides. RefSeq lists its product as uncharacterized. Lineage: Eukaryota; Fungi; Basidiomycota; Agaricomycetes; Polyporales; Fibroporiaceae. The record is from RefSeq and is a predicted model, not a curated record. Gene Ontology annotation, molecular function: ATP binding; mevalonate kinase activity; pyridoxal phosphate binding. Gene Ontology annotation, biological process: ergosterol biosynthetic process; transsulfuration; isoprenoid biosynthetic process. Bases 1 to 1857 code for a protein of 618 amino acids. The transcript has 8 exons. Gene Ontology annotation, cellular component: cytoplasm.
AUGCUCGUUGCUCAGCUGCUUUCGCGCUUGGGCUUCGUCACGCAUUAUCCUGGUCUGCCGAACCACCCCGACAAGGACGUUCAUGAGCGGAUUGCGGAUGGAUAUGGUGCCGUACUCUCGUUCGAAACGGGAGACAAGGGACUCAGCGAGCGCAUUGUUGGUGCGACCCGUCUGUGGGGGAUCAGUGUCAGUUUUGGCUGCGUGAACAGUUUGAUCAGCAUGCCAUGCGUUAUGUCACAUGCUUCCAUUGAUCCUGCCACCCGCGCGGCGCGUGGUCUGCCUGAAGAUCUCAUCCGCCUGUGCGUUGGCAUAGAGGACCCGGCGGACCUUAUCGACGACCUUCAACACGCUCUGCUUGAAGCUGGCGCAGUCAUGUUUGCUGCGAAUGACUAUGUUCGGAUCCCCACUUCCAUCAAUCGCGCCGUAGAAAAGCUUGCAAUCAGCGAGCCCAUCCGAGGGGGCGCACGUCCACGCGAAAAUCGCGAAUGGUUCGUCAGUGCACCAGGAAAAGUCAUUCUGUUCGGCGAGCACGCAGUAGUCCAUGGAGUAACUGCGAUUGCGGCAUCUGUCGAUCUCCGUUGUUAUGGUUUAACGUCUCCUCGGCAUGACAAGAAGCUGUCCAUACACCUUUCAGAUAUCGGGAAUCAUACCCACGAGUGGGAUCUCGACGAUCUGCCGUGGGAUGUGGUCACACCUAUUCAUCCAGGAGAGGCACACUCUGACCAACUUGACCAGAAGCUGAUGGACGCCAUUAGCACACGGGCACUGCCUCCCGCGAGCGAGUUGCCCUCCAAGGCGCAUGGAGCUUUAGUUGCCUUCUUGUAUCUCUACAUGUCUCUCGCGCACGGCGGCGAACGACCCUCGUUCCAUAUCAUAAUCCGUUCGACCCUCCCUGUCGGCGCGGGCCUCGGAUCUUCCGCGUCCUAUUCCGCAUGUGUUGCGACUGCCCUUCUGCUCCUGCAUCAGCGUGUCAACGUUCCUCCGCUCCCUGCGCCCACCCGCCAGGCUGCCAAAGACGAUCCAGGCCACGUCCACAUCUCGCACCAGGGCCGGAGAGCGCUCCCCCCAGAUGUUGCGGAUGAAGUCAAUCGCUGGGCAUUCGUUGCGGAGAAGGUUCUCCAUGGAAAUCCAAGCGGGGUCGACAACUCGGUCGCUGUGUUUGGUGGCGCACUGGCGUACACGCGACCUGGAUUUGGGAAGAAGAGCGGUAUGGAACCUAUCCAAGGGUUCAAGUCCUUGCGCUUCCUGCUGGUUGAUUCCAAGGUUCCUCGAGACACGAAGAAGCUUGUCGCAGGCGUCGCCAUGAAGAAAGCGGAGGAUCCUGAAGUUGUUGGUAAAAUUCUAGAUGCCAUCCAAAGCAUAGGCGACGAGGCGCGUCGGGCCCUUGCCGAUCCCGAACUCUCGCGGACGUCCUUGCUGUCGGCGAUUUCAGCUCUGAUUGACGAGAACCACGCUCACUUAGUCUCCCUGGGUGUAUCACACCCCUCCUUGGAAACUAUUCGAGCAACGACAGCCUCUCAGCCGUUUGGGUUGAGUACCAAGCUCACCGGCGCAGGUGGCGGCGGGUGUGCUGUUACGCUGGUUCCGGACGAAUUCGCCGAGUCAUCCUUACAGGCCCUCAUCUCCGCCCUGGAGUCCCACAAAUUCGGCACAUACAGCACGUCGGUUGGUGGUUCCGGGCUGGGGAUUUUGUCGCCAUACAACCAGGAUGUUCAGAACGCACCCGUCACUCCGCCAGAGACCCCGGACCAAGAGAGUGGGGCGCGGGGCGGAUCCUUGUGCGGUGCUUUCGAGAGUGUCAGUGUCAGCUCGCUACCGAAAUGGGCUGAAGACCUUGGCCGCUGGUUGUACGUGUAG